Nilaparvata lugens (brown planthopper) is the source of this 1167-nucleotide messenger RNA. RefSeq names its product ubiA prenyltransferase domain-containing protein 1 homolog. The record is from RefSeq and is a predicted model, not a curated record. Gene Ontology annotation, cellular component: Golgi membrane; endoplasmic reticulum. Gene Ontology annotation, molecular function: prenyltransferase activity. Lineage: Eukaryota; Metazoa; Arthropoda; Insecta; Hemiptera; Delphacidae. Gene Ontology annotation, biological process: menaquinone biosynthetic process; vitamin K biosynthetic process. Bases 2 to 985 code for a protein of 327 amino acids. The transcript has a single exon.
GAUGUUAAUUUGUUGCAGAACCAUGAUGAACGGAGACUCGCGGCAUGUGCCAAAGGCAGUGGAGGCCAACAAGCUGAUGAAGGUGUCCUCGUACCUGCUGGCGCUGCGGCCGUGGUCACUGAGCGCCUCCCUCAUGCCGACUCUGCUCGGCUCGGCCAUCGCCUACAAGGCGGCCAACCUGCACGCCGGCAGCGAGUUCAGUGUGCUCAUCCUGCUGCUCACCCUGCUCACUGUCGUCUCAGUGCACGGCGCCGGCAACGUGGUCAACACUUACUUCGACUACGUCAAGGGAAUUGACACACGCAAAAGUGAUGACAGGACUUUGGUCGACCAGAUACUGUCGAAAGAUGAGGUGGUGACAUUGGGCGCCAUGUUGUAUGCGGUUGGGUGUGUUGGGUUCAUAGUGCUCGCGCUCAUUUCGCCCGCCAGGAUGGAGCAUCUGGCGCUGGUUUACUUUGGUGGGCUUUCUAGCUCGUUCCUCUACACGGGUGGAAUCGGACUCAAGUAUAUCGCGCUAGGUGAUGUGAUUAUCCUCAUCAUAUUCGGGCCGAUCUCGGUGCUGUUCGCGUUCAUGUCACAAACAGGUCGCCUGGAGUGGGCGACCAUCUACUACGCCAUCCCGCUCGCACUCAACACAGAGGCGAUCCUCCACAGCAACAACACCCGCGACCUGGAGAGCGACCGACAGGCCGGCAUUGUGACACUGGCCAUCGUCAUCGGCCACACCUUCUCGCACAUCCUCUACGCCUUCCUCCUCUUCACGCCCUACAUCAUCUUCGUGGUCCUCGCCACCCGCUACUCCUCCUGGUUCCUGCUGCCACUCGUCACCCUCAGCUCGGCCUUCAGAAUCGAGAAGCAGUUCCGCUGUCAGGACACGAUACAGCAGGUGCCCCGAGAAACCGCCAAACUCAACCUCUGUUUUGGCUUUUUGUACGUUUUGGCGUUGAGCAUCAGUGAUCCGAACCGUCUUCCAUACAUGCACUGAUCGGUCAACAAUCGGUCAACACUGUACCUGAACUAUCAACAACAAUAUGUGUGGACUCCCACAUAUCAGUAUCAAAUUUCAGUAAAAAUGAAAUUUGUUGAAAAUGCAUUGAUGUUGUGGAACUACUACAUAUAAUCAUAGAGAAACAAUAGCGUAAGUAGAUAUCCCAUGGUAUAGGGAGU